Messenger RNA from Xyrauchen texanus (razorback sucker), 1462 nucleotides. RefSeq names its product progestin and adipoQ receptor family member IVb (gene paqr4b). The record is from RefSeq and is a predicted model, not a curated record. NCBI's taxonomy places the organism in Eukaryota, Metazoa, Chordata, Actinopteri, Cypriniformes, Catostomidae. Bases 162 to 980 code for a protein of 272 amino acids. The transcript is spliced from 3 exons. Gene Ontology annotation, cellular component: membrane. Gene Ontology annotation, molecular function: signaling receptor activity.
UGUCAGCAAGUUUUGCAGUCUCUAGCGAAGGCAAUCAAAUGACAAAUGAUGCAUUUAUAACCUGAUUUAUAUCAUUCAAAGAGACCACAGGCUUUCCUCCCAAGGGAAGGUCAGGAAGUUGGUCAACGACACCUGACCAUUUUUCUUUUCCUUUUUUUGCCAUGGCUUUUUUUAUUGGGCCAAAACUAAUGGAUUUUAAAAAUUCACCAGCACAUCUUCAGUUUAAUAAGUAUGUUCUGACGGGAUACCGGCCGAUAUCGACCUACAGAGACUGUCUGCGGAGUUUGUUCUAUCUGCACAAUGAAUUUGGGAACAUAUAUACACAUGGUAUCCCAUUCAUCUGUUUUCUGCUGUUUCUGCCUCUCAGUAUCCCCUGGGCGGAAGUGGAUGAGUGGUGGAUCGGUGUGGUUCAUUAUCUGGCUUGUCUUUCUCCAACCGUAUGUUCAGUCUUUUAUCAUCUCUUCAUGAACCAUGAAGACGGAGCACCAAUAUAUGACACGCUGCUGUGCCUCGACAUGUUUGGUGUCUGUCUCGUAAACACUCUUGGUGCUUUGCCCAUCAUUUACAUCACUCUUCUAUGUUACCCCACACCCCGCCAUGCAGUGAUGUUAGCAUAUCUCCUUCUCUCCGGCUAUGGUGUUCACUGCGCAGUCACAGCACGGAAUAACAUGCAGCGUCUUCAGUCGUUCGCCUGGCAAGCGCUCUUCCGCUUCUUUCUCUUCUUACUGCGUCUAAUUGGUGCAGGGAGAGGAAGCCCCGCCUCCCUUCGCCUCUACCUCACCAUGGAUACUCUGGCUUUGCUAGGAGGACUGGUCAAUGUUUCCCGCCUGCCUGAGCGUUUUAGUCCUGGGCAGUUUGACUACUGGUUUAACAGUCACCAGAUCAUGCACAUCAUGGUUAUCCUCUCGAUACUGUACUUACACUGGGGCAUGCUAGAGGACUUAACCUGGUUAAAGGGAUACCACUGUCCUAAUGAAUAAAUCUGACUGAUUAGAUGUAAUGAUACUCAAACUGUGGGGAAAUGUAUGUUGCAGGGCCCUUAAAAAUAGUAUUUUGGUGGUACCAUGGUACAUUGAAGAUAUCAGUUGGUAAUUCUAUGGUAUGAGCCGCCUAACUGACAGUAUUUUUGGUCACCAUAUGGUGGUACUUUAUGGUAAGAGUAUGGUAAUACUACAGUAUUUUGAUACCAUGUUCAUAUACUAUGGGGUGUACAUAGUAGAUAACUAUGGUUUUGCAGGAGCACCGUGUCUAUAAAAUUAUGGUAAAGCCAUGGUACUUGUAAAAGCUCUGAAAAUAGUGUUCAAUUAUUUAUUUAACAAGGAUGUAGCAUCAUAUUGUUUGAAAUGAAAUAAGAUGUAUUUGUGUUUUGGUUUAGGGAAGUGCCAAUACAAUGUCAAAUUAUAAGCUUUAAACUCCUUUUUAACUUCUAAGGUUCAAAAUGUAAACCCUGAUAAAAUGGUAU